Rhea pennata is the source of this 1738-nucleotide messenger RNA. RefSeq names its product N-acetyltransferase 8 like (gene ASPNAT). Gene Ontology annotation, cellular component: mitochondrial membrane. The coding region runs from base 139 to 1005 and encodes 288 amino acids. The transcript has 3 exons. The record is from RefSeq and is a predicted model, not a curated record. Gene Ontology annotation, molecular function: L-aspartate N-acetyltransferase activity. Lineage: Eukaryota; Metazoa; Chordata; Aves; Rheiformes; Rheidae.
CCCCGCCUCGCUGCCUGGCGGGUCCCCGGCCCUGCUGCAAGCCCCGCUCCCCCCCCUUUUUUUUUCCUCCCUUCCCCCCCCCUUUUUUUUCCCUCCCCUCUUUCUCUGCCUGCUGCCCCCCGCCUGCGGCCGGUUUGCAUGCAUUGUCUGUCUCCCAAGAUGGUUUGUGAGACUAAGAUUGUGGCGGAGGACCAUGAAUCGAUGCCAGGAUCCAAAAAAGAUACGAUCAUUGUUUCUUCCUCCCAGAUGUGGCCCUCUCUGUCGGGCUCCCCCUCUUCCUCCCCGGCUCCUCUGAGCGCUGUGAAGGAGGAUCUCAGGAAAGACAACGUUUACAUACGCGAAUUUCACCCUUCCGAGCAAGAGGUGGUGCGCCGCAUUUUCUACGAAGGUAUCAUGGAAAGGAUCCCUAACACGGCGUUUCGCGGGUUAAAGCAGCAGCCCCUCACUCAGCUGCUCUACGGGCUCCUGGCGGUAAUGUGCUUUGUGGUGACCAGGUCCUUCCUGCUGACCUGCUGCUUGCCCGUCUUGCUGAUGGGCAUGAGGUACUACUUCAGCAGAAAAGUUAUCCUCCACUAUCUCGACUGCGCCCUGCACACGGACAUGUCCGACAUCGAGCAGUAUUACAUGAAGCCGCCAGGCUCCUGCUUCUGGGUCGCCGUCCUGGACGGCAACGUGGUGGGGAUCGUGGCGGCCCGGGGCAACGAGGAGGACAACACGGUGGAGCUGCGCCGCAUGUCCGUCGACUCCAACUACCGGGGCAAAGGCAUCGCCAAGGCCCUGGGCCGCAAGGUGCUGGAGUUCGCCGUGCUCAACAACUACUCGUCCGUCGUGCUGGGAACCACGGCCGUGAAGAUGGCAGCCCACAAGCUCUACGAGUCCUUGGGGUUCAAACACGUGGGCGUCGUUGAACAUUACACCCUCCCGGGGAUGACGCACUCCUUACUAGAGAGGAUGUUUUUCCAGGUUCGCUACCACCGCUACCGCCUGCAGCUGCGCGAGGAGUAAAACCCAACCAAACACAGGCGCAAAGGGGGGGAAAAAAAGGAAAAGAAGAAAAAAAAAACAGAAAAAUUAUUUUUCUCCUCUUCCUCCCUGCCCCUCGAAAGUAAUAAAUUGCCCAUCUAUUCCUCGUCGCUGUUUGUUUGCCCAGCUCCUCCUCCGUUUUGCUCCCUCCCGCCGCCCCUGUACAGAGCAUCGCUUCCCCCCCCUUUUUUCCAGAUGUAAGAUAACAUAGUGACACGUUCAUAAUAGUGCAGAAAUAUUACUUGAAUGCAGUUUUCAGUAUUUCUCGCACCAGUUAGUAGAAUAUGCAUCCGUCCUACCCUUAUUUACCAGUUACUAGUUUUCAAAGAAAAGGCGGAGAGAAAAACUAGACAAGCCAACCCAAGCAGCCACCCCGCUUGCUGCGAUGCAUGAAGAGGAGGCGCGUGCCCGCGCUCCGCCGCCCAGCCAGCCCUGGCCUUGCACUUUUUCUUUUCUUUUUUCUUUUUUUUUGGGGGAUGUGCCUCAUUCUGCCAAACGUCCGAGGGAACCUCGGUGCAUCCAGUAUAACCGUGACUUUGCUCCGUCCUCAUCCUCCUUCCUAAGCCAGCAAACAGACUCGAAGCAUUUGAACGCUGAGCCCCGUUGUAACAUAGCGCGAGGCGAGAUCGAAGCUGCGUCGCCGCCGCGCGUAGCCUGCGGGCCUGGGCCCCGCUCCGCAUGUGCGUUGGACUUUCUCUUUGCUGCCUUUUGGGGU